CGCCGUCUUCUUCGGUUCGUAGAAAUCCUGCUCCCAAAAUCUGAUCUUUGGAGGGUUGGGUUUGGCAUCGAGCUCCCCUGUUUUUGCUUUGUUCUGAGAACACUACCUUGCUUCUUGUGGGCAACAUCCUUUGAUGGUUGAUUCUGUCAGUAGAAACUAGGGUUUCUGAGACUAGUUGUAACCCCUGCACAGAUGUCGAAGUUUGCGCGCCUGAUUUGGUGGAGAACCGUCAUCUAGUUCUUAUGAAUCUCGCUAUUCUGCGCAUCUGCUUCCUCCACUCCUUCUCGGUGGUCUUCCUCUACUGGUUCUACGUCUUCUCAUGAAGUAAAGCUCGUGGCUUGAUCCAUUCAUUUCGAGAAAGAACCGAUUUUGCCUGAUUUAGUUCCAACGAAGUAAUCAAACCCUUGGACAAAAGAAGACCAUGUCUUCCUUGCCGGUCCGCGGAUCUACGGGACGUCAAGAGUCCCCCCUGCUCGGUAUCGACGAGCACAAGCGAAAACGGAUGCUCUCGAACAGGGAGUCGGCGAGGAGGUCCCGGAUGAGAAAGCAGCAGCGCUUCGAUGAUCUGAUAAGCCAAGCGGCAGAGCUCAAGAACCAAAACAGCCAGAUUGAGAUGCAGAUCAAUUUGCUGACCCAGCGUUACGGUGAGGUGGAAUCUGAGAACGCUGUCCUCAGGGCUCAGUUGACGGAAUUGACUGAGAGAUUGCAAUCGCUGAACUCGGUGCUCCGCUUCUUGGAGGAAUUUAGCGGGAUGACCAUGGACAUACCGGAGAUACCUGACCAGCUCCUGAAACCAUGGCAGCUUCCUCGCCCUGCGCAGCCUAUCUCUGCCACAGCCGACUUGCUUCAGUUCUGAGUCAGCCUUGUGAUAACUUUAUGUGGUGUGUCUCGUCUCCACUGGCUUGGUCUAUUAGUUCAGAGCUUGCUUGCUUCCUACUGUUCAUACUGUCCUGUCUUCUCUCAGUUUGUCUUUGAAUCAGUGUCUUCUGGAGUUCUUGUUCAGCAUGUAGUGUGAUGAGUGUAUGACUCUGCAUCUAGUGACAUUAUGCUGCUAAAUGUCUUUGAGUGGUUGCUUGAUGUAAUGACACAACUCAUGUUUGGCUGAAGUUGUCAUGAAAAAUUAUGCUUCUUCCUAGUUGCUAAUUCUCUA
Molecule: messenger RNA, 1150 nt
Organism: Musa acuminata subsp. malaccensis (wild Malaysian banana)
Lineage: Eukaryota; Viridiplantae; Streptophyta; Magnoliopsida; Zingiberales; Musaceae
Product: bZIP transcription factor 53
Biological process (GO): positive regulation of DNA-templated transcription
Cellular component (GO): nucleus
Molecular function (GO): DNA-binding transcription factor activity; transcription cis-regulatory region binding
Source: RefSeq, a predicted model, not a curated record